AUGCGGUGGGCGCGGGGGGAGUUGCUCCUGCGCCCCUGCACCCCGGUACCCCAGCACCCUAGCACCCUGGCACCGCAGCACCCCAGUACCCGUGCACCCCGGCACCGCUACGCCAGCGCCCCUGCAGCCUCGUCCCCAACACCUUUGCACUCCUGUGCGCUUGCACCCCGGUACUCCUACACCCCGCUCCGCCGCGCACCUAAGCCCGGUCACCCCAGGAGUCUGCCCAGCCGCCGGCCGGCGCUCGGUCCUCCUGGAGCCCGCGGCGACCGAGCCCUGCCGCAGUGGCGCCGCAGGAACGUGCAAGGCCGACCUGGAGGGGCUCUUCGGCCACCAGCUUGUGCGCCAUCCCCACCAGGCGCGUCACCGUCAGGCCCAAGGACUCCCAGCGCCUGCGUGAACAGGACGUGGGCUGGCGCGGCCUGCCGGACUCCGGGAGGGACGCGCACCGCUACCAGGACCCGGCGGUCACGCCCCGUCGGCGCGGCCUGGGCGGCGGCGGCGGCGGCGGCGGCAGCUCAGCUCUGCGGCGGCGGCUUCUGCUCAGCGGCGGCUCGGUGGCUCAGGCGUCCGGCUCUCGGGCCCGCUCCCCUCCGCUCUCCUCGGCCUCUGCCCUCGCUGAGGGCCGCGCUCGCAGCCCUGGAGGACCUCGCGGCCCCCGAGGCGGCCGCCUGCGCCAUCUGCCAGCGCACGUUCCGCGACCCGGUGCGCGCCGACUGCGGCCACCAGUUCUGCCGGGCGUGCGUGGUGCAGUUCUGGGCCGAGGAGGACGGGCCCUUCCCGUGCCCCGAGUGCGCCGACGACUGCUGGGCUGGGCAUGAGGUGGAGGCCGCAGAAGGUGAGAACAAGGGAUCUGUGGAGAUCAUGAGGAAGGACCUGAAUGACGCUCGAGAUCUGCACGGCCAGGCGGAAUCAGCAGCUGCUGUGUGGAAGGGCCACGUGAUGGACCGCAGGAAGAAGGCACUGACUGACUAUAAGAAGCUGCGCGCCUUUUUUGUCGAGGAGGAAGAGCAUUUCCUACAGGAGGCGGAGAAGGCGGAGGAGCCGCCGGAGGACGAGGGUGCCGAUCCAGCCGAGAGGUUCAGGACCCUGCUGCAGGCGGUCUCGGAGCUGGAGAAGAAGCACCGCGACCUGGGCCUCAGCAUGCUGCUGCAGUGAUGGCGCUGGCCCAGCAGGAGGGAUCCCUCCUGGAGCUUGAGGCAGAAGAAAGUGCUUCUACACGCUGGCUUACAGGCCCUCCCUCUGCCCUUCCUCGAGGCCUCCUUCCAGGCCUCUGGCCGUUCUGCAUCCCAGGGCCCUUUCUAUCUGAACCAUUAACAUGUAGACAUUGAAAAGCACCUGUAGGUGCCCCUGCCAUUGGUUGUUCAAGAUAAUAAUUUUCAUCCAAGUGUUCGUUUUCCAUUUUCUUUGAGGUGUUAAUGUUUUUGAGACUGCAAACAUUUUUAUAGUAGAGGCUUCUCACAGGGAGACUUUAGCCCGGUUGUAUUCCAUCUCUUCAUAAAACUCCUGUCGCUGAUAUAUAGCUUUCCUCAGAAAUUUGUCUGGAGUCUCAGUUGCCCACGGUGAUGGUCUGGUUACUAGAUGGUCUAGAUUCUUGUGCUUUGGGACAUUUCUCUCAGAUGCCAAGGGAACCAGGUGCUGUACCUUUUCAAUGAGGCUUAAGGCAGGGUUGUCCUACUGGACAUUGGUACCCUCGCCCAGAGAUCACUUGGCAGAUGCGUAAGGCACAUCAGUUAAGGCUAAAUUUGGGGUUAGCUUCCAGGAGGAGUCAUUGCAAAGGGGGCAUCAUGACUCCUGGGUGGGGAGGAGGGAGGCAUUUGAGCUACCACUUGGGUCACUGCCUGUGUUUGGGGCUCAGGCCUUUUACCAUCAGCAAAGGGCUUGUCUGCCUUCCACUGUCACUCUGGCUGCCAGUCCCCCUGACAGUGUGCGCUCACAGAAAGAUGCACCUACAGGGCGGAGUCCACAGAAAUGUCUCCGCAGGCUUCCUUGUGGGCCCAGAGACAGCCUGGACCCACCUCCGUGUCAGCAGCAGGAAGCCCUGAGGCUCCUCUGAGCUUCGGCCAGGGCUCUUGUAACACUGCUGCCUCAUCUUCAUUGUUUUGUGAGCAGAACCCAACUUUUCAGGAAAAAGAAAGAAAGGGAAGGAGGAGCGGGGAGCAGGGGUGAGGGAGGGGGGAAGAACAGUGUUUUGCCCCUCAUCCGGGGGGUGCCUCCCCAAGGUGCGCCUGCUGGGAGUUGUGCAGCUAUCCUCGUCCGUCCUGCCUCUUCUCGGUGGGCUCGUGUUACCUGUUGCCGUUCUUGCCUGACUUGCCCUUCUCUCUUCUUCACUGUCCUGUCAUGCCUUGAGCCGAAUGGGACAUUUUUCGGGCUGUGAGGAAGCAGUGCUGGGCUGGCAGCAGUCUGAGGCCGCCAGGCCCUGGGCAGGCAGCCCAUCUCCAGACCAUGACAGCUCUGAGGAGCUCACGGGUCUCCAGGCCUCACCGUGGUAUUUCAUCUCACGGUAGCCCACCGCCCUUUACUGCUCUUAGUUCCUGUGACAAUUGCUUUAGCAGGAUGUGUGAUUCAGUGGUAGAGCAGCGCCUGCGGCUUCAGUGUGCGUAGAGUAGUCUGAGUUAGGAGGACACAGCUCGUAAUAGACGGCAGUGAGAGGUGAGCAUGUGGAUGCACAUAAACAUUCCGAGUUGUCUGGGUAGAGCGCCUGAAUUCCAGCCUCGACAUACGACAGGAUACUGCCGUCGGCUUCCAGGGGUAGCAGCUUACUCGUUAAUUAGAUGCCUGUUGUCGUGAGGGGCGAGGACUUCCUCCUGGUGCCGUUGCUCCACAAGAAGCAGGUGACACCACUGUCUUCCUUCCUCGAGCCGCAGAGAGCCUCAGAUGUGAUGGCUUGAGGAGUCUGGGCAACGACCUCAGCACCCCUGAGGGCCCGUGUGGGUGGGUGUUGGGAUUUCCACACUGUACGAUUCUGCGUAACGGUGAACACGUUCAGCUGAGCUGUAACAGCGAAUACUGUAAGAGGUCGUGAUUGUGAAUGGCGGCUUACAGGAGGGCAUGACAGCGGCAUUGUAGCGAGUCCUUAGCCCAUCAGGCACGUGUCCCAGCCGCGUGCAGUCACGUCGGCGUGCAGCCGUUGAACGCUGGGGCAGGACAGUCAGAAGCCGUGCGCGUGCUGCGUGGGCGCAGGCGGUGGUGCAGAUGUCCUGGCCAGCAGGUGUUGGUGAGUUGGUGGAUGGCUGCAGAGAAGACUGCCAGGGGCGUGCCUCUGAGCUUUGUGUCCGUGCACAUUCACUCUGGAAACCGGUUUUGGUAAGAAGUGAGCUGUCGUCAGGGGGGCCCGUUUGUGUAUCAAGCUUUUCAUACCGAUGACGCGUGGCAUUUUUCUCGUGCACCCAAGCAGCGUGUUGUCAUCCUGCCAUUAGAGGCACGCCUGCCUGGUGCCCGGGCAGGCUCUCAUGUGGUGGCGAAUGAAGUUGCGUUUGCUUCAGCCUGUUUGCUUUUGUUCCCUCCUUCCGCUCUGUGUCAGCCUGGCCUCCCUCCCUCUGUGCCCCUUCUGAGGGCCGUGAACAAUACAAGAUGGGUCCUGUCUGCAGAGGACUCUGGGAGAGAGCCAGAGUACCUGACCAGGUGGCAACCUGGGCCAGGAAGAAAACACACCAGACACCCGAGUCUGUGGUAACAUCAGUUGGAAGCCACUCACUAGUACAAACCAACCCCAUCCGUCAUAGAUGAGACAUUUUUUUUCUGAGUUCCCCUACAUGUAUCCUUGCACGUAAGCACUAAGUAUAUAAACCCGCACCCCAUACUGCCUUGUGUGGACCUCUACCUGGGUGACUCCGUGCUUCGACUGUCCAUCCUGAGAAUCUUGGCUCCAACCUCUGUAAGUUCCCUAAUAAAGCUAGAUCUGAUCCAUCUA
Trichechus manatus latirostris (Florida manatee) is the source of this 3913-nucleotide messenger RNA. RefSeq names its product ring finger protein 187 (gene RNF187). The transcript is spliced from 7 exons. Gene Ontology annotation, cellular component: cytoplasm. Lineage: Eukaryota; Metazoa; Chordata; Mammalia; Sirenia; Trichechidae. Gene Ontology annotation, biological process: regulation of gene expression; protein ubiquitination. The record is from RefSeq and is a predicted model, not a curated record. Gene Ontology annotation, molecular function: ubiquitin protein ligase activity. The coding region runs from base 1 to 1158 and encodes 385 amino acids.